Messenger RNA from Polypterus senegalus (gray bichir), 2702 nucleotides. Its product is annotated as deubiquitinase DESI2. Gene Ontology annotation, biological process: protein deubiquitination. Gene Ontology annotation, molecular function: deubiquitinase activity. The transcript is spliced from 5 exons. Bases 1392 to 1982 code for a protein of 196 amino acids. The record is from RefSeq and is a predicted model, not a curated record. Lineage: Eukaryota; Metazoa; Chordata; Cladistia; Polypteriformes; Polypteridae.
UGUAAUCAGAUCUGAACAUAUUCUCAAUCUGAUCACGUCGGGAGAGGCUUCGUCUCUUUUCUUCCUCUUUUUUCCACAGGUUUGUGUGAAACUGGAUUACGCUUUUGCAGAAGACCGACGAGAGAAAAUAAGCAAUGAAUUGAUUUUAUUUUUUUUAUUAUUUGUCUCCUGAAGCACCGUUUCUGUUUCUGGCAGUGCAUGUCGAAGGAGGUCUGAUCGCGACAUACUAGCCCGUCCUUCAAAGGUUUCUGUUUUCACAGCAAUAGCUACUUUUUGAUUUCAUCUACUUAAUAAAUCUGACAACUGCCCCCAUAAAAUGUAAAGAAGUGGCUGUUAAUAGAGGAACGACCGAGCGGGAGGAGAGGACGAACGCUUCAGCACCCUGGCUAGUUACUCCUCUGCAGGUGAGCGGAGUGGAGCGCUUCAGCACCUAAGAGACUCUUUGACUUGUGAACGAGUCUCAUCCUUCAACUCGGGACGCGAAGUGACCUCAGAUCGCCCGAGCGGAACCCAAGGAGAUACCCUGAGAGGAGGGGGAGGGCGAGGGUGAGAUACCUGAUAUCUGUUUUAAACCUUUAGGAUGACAUCAAGACAGCACCUGUCAAAGCCAGAGCAGGGGAAACACCUCGGGUCUCCUCGGCGCAUCCACUGGAAAUAUACGUCAGUUCAGGUGAAUUCCUUCACUCCGCGCUAGAAGCUGGCCAUCCUAAUGGAAUCGCUUAGCACAGAUAAUGUAUAUGGAAUACUUUUUAUAAUGGUUAGUUGUUCUUUACCUAGACGUUCCCCAGUUAAGAGAGACCUUUCGGACCAGAGGAUCUCUUAUCGUGUUUAAUGUUUCAGAUGUCCUCUAUUGAAGACACGCUUCCAGUACUCAAGAAAGCCAAACAUGACAUCGGUUUGGAUCUGGAUGAAUGCAGUCAAUUAUUUGUACACGUUUUGAAGAUAUUUUAUUCAAGAAAAAAACUAAAAGACUGUUACAACGCCACCUUUCACCAUAUAGGUACUCCACUGUAACUUUUUGACGGUCUUCACCAAUGUUUCAUGGUCCUUAAAGUACAUUUUUGGUUUAUUGGACCUAUGAAAUUUAACAUCUUUUCUGGUUUAGCAAAAAUAAAGGAUGCUAAUCAAUCAGAAGAACAUCUCUGCUAUCACAGAUUCUCCAAGUCUCACAUUGUAAAAAGGAAGUGUGAAGUGACCAUCUGAACAUCACACCACAACAUCCGUCCAAAUUUACUUGGAAAAAUCGGUGACGUUCUUGAAAUCAACCACACAAUUGUGCUAUUGUCGCUUGUGGGUUAAGGAAACUCUCUUGUCAGUGCUUUGUGCAUCUGGGGAUUUUCUGCCAUAGAAAAGCCACCCUGGAAGGUCAUUCUGGGCUGCAGUGAGGCGUCAUGGCCAAUGAACCGGUCAUUCUCAAUGUUUAUGACAUGUAUUGGAUAAAUGAAUACACCUCAACUCUGGGUAUCGGAGUCUUCCACUCCGGCAUUGAAAUCUAUGGGCGAGAGUUUGCCUAUGGAGGGCACCCUUAUCCUUUCAGUGGAAUCUUUGAAAUCACUCCAGGAAAUGCAGCUGAGCUCGGGGAGACCUUCAAAUUCAAAGAGGCCAUUGCACUCGGAACAACAGACUUCACAGAGGAGGACAUUGAGAAGAUCAUGGAGGAACUGGGGAAGGAGUUUAAAGGCAACGCCUAUCACCUAAUGCAUAAGAACUGCAAUCACUUUUCUUCAUCUUUGGCUGAGCUCCUGUGUGGCAGGGAUAUCCCACGCUGGGUGAAUCGCCUGGCCUACUUCAGCUCUUGUAUUCCCUUUCUUCAAAGUUGCCUUCCUAAGGAGUGGUUGACCCCUGCUGCCCUUCAAAGCCACAUCAGCUUGGAACUGCACAAAGAGGAGCAGGCCAACUCGAGCGAAGAUGAAUCACCAACCAGCGCAGCCGGAGCUGCGGGGCCAGGAACGUCACGCAGCUGCCGCCAUACUCGCGUGUGAAAUCGUCACCUUCCUCCCUCCAUUUUUCUAAUUCUGAAAAGGAGCUGGGGGACUGCCGCAUGUCAUUUGUUCACGCCUUUAGAAGGGUUUUUUUUAAUAAGGCACUUUGACCUGUGGCUAUAUGAAGAUACAGAUUUCCAAAACGAAAUCUUAAUUUAAAGCUUGAGUAAGCUUGUAAGAAGAAGCCAAUGAACUGCACUCGGACUCGCUUAGUGUGGGAUCAGACAAAGACUGGGGAUCUUUUUUUAACGGACCAGCAUAUUACAGAUCUGGAAGCAUGAUGACAUCAUCCUGCUGUAACAGGAUUUUACAAGUUGUAUUUAUUCAAGGUGUUAUUUCUGGCUCUGUGUGUCUAAAGAGAUACAUUUAAAAAGAGACUGAAUGCCGUAUACAAGAAUGUAUACUAGACCUUAAGACACUCUUCGUGUUUGCUAUUGGAAACCUGAUACAAAUAAAGAUUCUUAGUGCUUUUCAGUGUUUACAUCAAAUCUUUAACUUACUGUAACUACCACAUAGAUAACGUUUACCUUAAUUCUGAGUUACAAGAAGCCGACAAACAAUGAACCUCUUACUUGCCUGCUUACCUAUAACACCCUGAAAAGGGCAGAACCACACAGCAUCUACCAGAAGGACACAAAUUUAAUCUGUCUUUAAUACUGUGAUGUGGCGGCCCUCCAUACCAGGAAUGCAAAAAUGUUGCAUCCAGAAAAUGAUGACUUU